AUGUUAUCUCAAAAGUUCAUAUCGACCGUUUCUGGUCCGCCUCUCGCCGCGAAUACCGCCGUCUCCAAAGAUGUCGGCAUGUAUUCUCACUCUCUCGCGCCGUCUCACACCAUCAAGUCAACCUUCAAGAAGAGUUCAGCCCCUGUCAACGGUCUAGCCGUCAGCCAGACUCACAUUUUUGCUGCACAAGACCAAAAGGCUCAUGUUCAUGUCUACCCAAUUCCAGCUGACAACCACAACACUGCCGUUGCUCCCUGUGCUCUUGUACCCUUUCCCGAAAGGAUCCGCUGCUUGGCCAUUGUUGGUCAGGUCUUGGUCGUGGGAUCUACCGAGGGUAGACUAUUUCUUUGGGAGACAUGCACCGGACGACAAGUGUCGACGCCGCCUUGCCACGUUCAGGCCGUCUCAUGCUUGGCCGUAACGCCAUAUCACAUUCUUUCCGGGUCUGAUGACUCCAACAUCAACGUCUGGUCAUUAUCACGUCUUCUAGAGCUCGAUGCCCAACUUGAACAGGAACCCGAUCUGACACUCUCCAAUCACCGCGGUGCCAUCACAAGUCUAACUGCCAGUCCUGGUACCAAUUCGGAAACUGGCAUAUGCGUGUCUGCCAGUAAAGACAAGACAUGCAUUGUCUGGAACUAUCAGACCGGCCAGCUCCUCCGUACUGUAUUGUUCCCUGCAACUCCUCUCUGUGCUCGCCUCGAUCCCAGUGCCAGGGCGCUCUUUGUGUCUUCUGAAGAUAGUUCCGUCUACCUUGUUGAACUAUUCGGUGGAGACAAGCCGUUGCUUGGUUCCCGCAGCACUGAGCAACCUUCCAUUGUCGUACAGAUCAACACCCCGCUUGCUGUCUCGGAUCCGGAACUUGGACUACCAUCGUGUAUUGCUCUGACAAAUGACGGCACUUCAAUAUUGUCUGGACACACCAAGGGAAAGAUCUUGCGAUGGACUCUAGCUGAGAAUGCUCAUCCCACCGAAGUCGCCAAUCUGAAUGCCUCGGUCACCAACCUCUUCUUCAUACCUCCACUAUCAAGCGAGCAACCGACCAAGACUGUUACCAUCGUGAAACCGAACCUGAUCCAAAAACGAUACAACUUCAUAGCCCAGCUGUCCACAGAUCUCGGAGAGAAGACAAGAUUUGACCAUCUGCUGGAAACCAAUGGGAUUCCGUCGGAAUCACUCGAGACAGCAAUUUCGUCCAUGACGACUUCUUCAGAUGACCAACAAGACGACGAGCUGGCAAAGCAGGAUGCCCAAUUCCGAAGCAUCAUCGACAGCUGCAAUCUACUUCAAAAGCAAACUAGUUAA
Fusarium pseudograminearum CS3096 is the source of this 1305-nucleotide messenger RNA. RefSeq lists its product as uncharacterized. The record is from RefSeq and is a predicted model, not a curated record. The coding region runs from base 1 to 1305 and encodes 434 amino acids. Gene Ontology annotation, molecular function: protein binding. Gene Ontology annotation, cellular component: nuclear pre-replicative complex. Gene Ontology annotation, biological process: rRNA processing; DNA-templated DNA replication. NCBI's taxonomy places the organism in Eukaryota, Fungi, Ascomycota, Sordariomycetes, Hypocreales, Nectriaceae. The transcript has 2 exons.